Messenger RNA from Trichoplax adhaerens, 1497 nucleotides. RefSeq lists its product as uncharacterized. Gene Ontology annotation, molecular function: cystathionine beta-synthase activity; cysteine synthase activity. Gene Ontology annotation, cellular component: cytoplasm. NCBI's taxonomy places the organism in Eukaryota, Metazoa, Placozoa, Uniplacotomia, Trichoplacea, Trichoplacidae. The record is from RefSeq and is a predicted model, not a curated record. The transcript is spliced from 17 exons. Bases 1 to 1497 code for a protein of 498 amino acids.
AUGCGAAGUCCUCCUAAUCAACCUCCCAAAUGUGCUUGGGCAUUGGGCUCCAGUGCUAAAUCACCGCAUCAUCACGAAGCUCGAAAAAUCAAUAACAAAAUUAGCCAGACAAUAUUAGAAAAUAUCGGCUUUACGCCUAUUAUUAGAUUAAAUAAGAUUGAAAAGAAGUUUGGUUUAAAGUGCAGUCUACUGGCUAAAUGUGAGUUUAUGAAUCCUGGCGGUUCUAUUAAGGAUCGCAUUGCUUUACGUAUGGUAGAGGAAGCAGAGAGAGAAGGAAAAAUUAAACCGGGGUACACGUUAAUAGAACCUACUUCGGGAAAUACCGGAAUUGGUUUAGCCCUCGUUGCGGUUGUUAAAGGCUAUCGAUGUAUCAUUACUAUGCCGGAAAGAAUGAGCACAGACAAGGUUUCGAUUCUACGGGCUCUAGGAGCUGAAGUCAUCCGUUCUCCAAGUAAUGUUAGCUUUGAUUCGCCAGAAUCCCACUUUGGGACUGCUGAUAGAUUACAGAAAGAAACUGAAAAUGCCAUAAUCUUAAAUCAGUUCGUCAAUCCUGCCAAUCCAUUGGCACAUUACGAUAGUAUUGCUGAAGAAUUAUUAAAUCAGUGUGAUGGCAAAAUUGAUAUUUUGGUUGCUGGAGCUGGAACUGGUGGAACUCUUACUGGUAUCGGUCGGAAAUUAAAAGAAAAGAUUAAAACUAUUAAGAUUAUCGGAGUAGACCCGCUAGGAUCAGUCCUUGCUCAACCGAAAGAAUUGAACGUGGAGGGUAUUGGUAAAAGCUUCAUUCCAACUGUUUUUGACCGAAGUAUUGUGGAUCAGUGGCACAAAUGUAAUGACAAGGAUUCUUUCAAAUGUGCUAGAUAUUUAAUUCAAGAAGAGGGUUUAUUGUGUGGCGGUUCUAGUGGUAGUGCCCUCUCAAUAGCACUGGAUGUUGCCAAAGACUUAAGUGAAGAUCAAACUUGCGUAGUCGUUCUUCCAGAUUCUAUUCACAAUUAUAUGAGCACAUUCAUUAAUGAUGACUGGAUGAUGAAGAAUGGAUUUAUCGAAGAUCCGUCUACAGCUAAUGAUCAGAAGCCCUGGUGGUGGAACUUAACAGUUAGCGAACUCAAUAUCUCCACCCCUUCAGUCGUUACACCUACCAUAACUAUCGGUGAAGUUGUUAAAAUAAUGAAAAGAGGUUUAUGCAAUCAAUUGCCGGUCGUUGAUAAAUUAGGUGUUCCGAUCGGUAUCGUAACCCGUGAUAAUGUGGUUACUCAGUUAAUAGAAGGGAAAGUUAACAAUACUGAUCCAAUUUCUGUCGUGGCCAACGAUCGAUUUAAUACGAUAUUCGUAGAGAAAACCUUGGGAGAAUUGUCACACAUUCUGAAGCGCGACCGUUAUGCUUUGGUUGUCUACGAUCAAAAAAAUGGUGAGAAUUCUAAGGAUGUUAUAGAGAAGCAAUUUAUGUAUGGAAUAGUUACAAGCAUAGACCUUGCUGAAUUCUUGACUUCGUCAGUAUAA